Aspergillus ochraceoroseus IBT 24754 is the source of this 1441-nucleotide messenger RNA. Its product is annotated as oxidoreductase, short chain dehydrogenase/reductase family. The transcript has 4 exons. The record is from RefSeq and is a predicted model, not a curated record. The coding region runs from base 104 to 1009 and encodes 301 amino acids. Gene Ontology annotation, molecular function: oxidoreductase activity, acting on the CH-OH group of donors, NAD or NADP as acceptor. NCBI's taxonomy places the organism in Eukaryota, Fungi, Ascomycota, Eurotiomycetes, Eurotiales, Aspergillaceae.
CUUUAUUCAACCUCCAUCUUCCCAUAGUCUCCCCCAGCUGCCGGGUAACAACCCCGGAAGUUGUUGGGCUAUAACCAACCUCUAACAAGGGUAACCCGCCGCCAUGGACCCAUGCAAGGAGCAGAAAAAGAUGCCCUGCAUCCGUCUUGGAGAGGCCGAUCCAGCAACAACAUUGACUCGGCCGCCGGCUCCUUUCCCCACCCAUUCUACCGCGGAGCAGAGAGCGGAGAUGCGUUUCGGAGUCCAUGGAAAUGCCGUUUUCACCGGCGGAGCUGGUGUCCUGGCCCUUGCAUCUGCUCGAGCCCUCCUCGAGCAUGGUCUUGAAGGAAUAGCGCUCCUAGAUUUGUCCCGUGCAUUUGAACAAAGCGAGGCCAAUAUCCGUGCCCUGCGCGCAGACUUCCCCGGCGGGAAGAUCCUCACUUAUCCGUGUGAUGUCACCGAUGCGAAGGAAAUGAGUGGCGUCGCGGAACGGAUCCGGGACCAGCUCGGGGCACCCCCUAAAAUCCUAUGUUGCUUUGCAGGGAUAGUGGGGUGUGUGGCCGCAGAGGAAAUGGAGAUUGAGCAAUGGCGACGUCUGAUUGAUGUGAACACCACGGGGUCCUGGAUUGCAGCGCAGACCUUCGGAAAACAGAUGAUUGCGGCCGCGCAGGGCGGCAGAAUUGUGCUGGUUGCUUCGAUCAGCGGUCACCGUGUCAAUUUCCCCCAGCCGCAGGUUGCAUAUAAUGUCUCCAAAGCGGCUGUCCUGCACAUGCGGAGCAGUCUGGCCGCGGAGUGGACCCGUUACGGGAUCCGAGUCAACUCGAUCUCUCCGGGAUAUAUGGACACGCCUCUCAACGAAGGCGAGGAUCUGGAAGCCUGGAGACAGGUGUGGGCGGAGCGUAACCCAAUGCGCCGGAUGGGAUCGCCACAGGAACUCACGGGGCCGGUGGUCUUUCUAUGCAGUGACAUCGGAGGGAGCUAUGUAAAUGGAGCCGACAUUGUGGUGGACGGUGGCGGGUUGGUUUUCUAGUCCAUUUUCAUAUCUGCUUAGUAGACAGACAGACACAACCCGGGGUUGUUCAACAUGGAGCAUACAUACAUACAUACAUAACUUGAGAUCAUAUCCCGCCGUAACAACAACAAAGUUCUACUGUAUUUAGGCACCUGGAUGGGUUUAAUAUGGUGUUUAGCAUGAAGAAGAGCAAACCCAAAAAUAAAGUGAAAUCCCACGACACAGCAACGUCUUCUUGGGGUGAAAGAUUCUAACUCUCUUGACCUUGCAAGCCGGUAUGAGUGAGUUUUGCGCGGGAGGGGGGAGGAGGCCUGGAAUCUAUCUACCUAAUCGACUUUGAUCUGAUCCGGCCAUGAUGGGAACUUUUUUAUGUGCGAGCGAGCGAGCGAGCGACGCGACUUGACUUUGUUACCCCAUACAUACAUACUAGUAGUAGUAGUAGUAGACCAG